AUGGCGGCCGCGGCGGGCGGGUGGCGCGCAGCCGGGCGGCGGCGGCGGGGCCGGGCGGGCGGGAAGGCGGUGGAGAAGGAGGAGGAGGACGGAGCGGUGCUGCUGCGGAGGCUGCGGGAGGCGCGGGACGAUCUGCUGAGCUCCGGCUUCUGGGCAGCGAGCGCCGGAGCCGUGCGGGCCCCGCUGGGCAGCAGCGCGGAGCCGCCUUCCCGCUGCGUCUGCUACGGCCUGGGGCGGUUCAGCGGCUGCCCCGCCGCCCGGCAUCAACUGGCCUUCCUGCUGCUUCUGCUGGAGGAGCUGGGGGUGCCGCCCGGCCGGUGCUCGCUGUUCGAUCCCGCCUUCUCCGCCCAGGAGGCGGCCGCGUUGGGGCAGCUGGGGCUGCGGCUCCUCCCGGACAACGAGGAGGGGAAACACGGCGUUGAGGGAUCGGCCACGCUGUUUUACAUGGUGCACUGCGGGAAGGCCUUGUACAACAACCUGCUGUGGAGGAACUGGUCCGCAGGGGCACUGUCCAAAAUGGUUAUCAUCGGGAAUAGCUUUAAAGGAAUCGAGGAAAGAUUGUUGUCAAGAAUAUUGGAGAGAGAUUAUUCUUACAUAGCAAAGGUCUUGAAAGGGACGGAGGAAGUGGCACUGCCCGCUCACCCUCGGUACCUGGACACCUUUAACGACACCUCCGUCCACUGGUUUCCCUCACAAAAACUGAAGGAACUCUCCCCUGAGGUCUGGGACUUCGUGGAGGAGCCGACGUACCAAGACUGCGACGACUUGGAGAUCAUCAGAAAGGAGGACAGAGCUGACCGGCGCAGUCCCGCUGCUGCGGAGUCCUGACUGUGGUCUGCAGCGGGGCAGGGGAGGGGGGCCUUGGGGCUGCGCCUCUUCCCACGGCAGCUUCUGCGCAGCCGAGAUGAAGCUCAAGCACCGACAGCGUCGUCGUGCUCCGCCAAAAGCAGCGGCACCCAAACACUGAGCGUGAUGGGAUGGUUUUGUAUCUUAAUUAUUUAAUAAAAGGUAAAGCUGUGCUUUGA
Messenger RNA from Gymnogyps californianus (California condor), 1025 nucleotides. RefSeq names its product SRR1 domain containing (gene SRRD). The transcript has 7 exons. NCBI's taxonomy places the organism in Eukaryota, Metazoa, Chordata, Aves, Accipitriformes, Cathartidae. The record is from RefSeq and is a predicted model, not a curated record. The coding region runs from base 1 to 828 and encodes 275 amino acids. Gene Ontology annotation, cellular component: nucleus; cytoplasm. Gene Ontology annotation, biological process: microtubule-based process.